Molecule: messenger RNA, 2324 nt
Organism: Apis florea (little honeybee)
Lineage: Eukaryota; Metazoa; Arthropoda; Insecta; Hymenoptera; Apidae
Gene: RSG7
Product: regulator of G-protein signaling 7
Biological process (GO): intracellular signal transduction; G protein-coupled receptor signaling pathway; positive regulation of GTPase activity
Cellular component (GO): neuron projection; cytoplasm
Molecular function (GO): GTPase activator activity
Source: RefSeq, a predicted model, not a curated record
AAACAUAUCUUAUUUUACGUAGAAAAAAAUAAUUUAUUAUUGGUUCAUUUAAAUAAAAUACAUAUCAUUAUAUUAUCAAUUAGAUAUUUAGUUUAUUUAAGAUAAAUACAGUUUUUUUUGAAUUGUGCAUAUACCAAAUGUUCAUACUUUGUGUUUUUGAAAUAUUGAUCGUACAAUGAAAAAAAUUUGUGCUAGAAAUAUAGCUUAACUUCAAAAAAUAAGAUAUUGAAAUAAAUCGUGAAAUAUUAUUAACAUAUAUCAUUUUAUAUAAAAAAAUAGAUCAUUAUUUUUUAUAGAAAAAUCAUUUAUUAAAAGGAAGAUGAAUGAUUGGCAUUGUUGAUCAAUCUAUCAUUUGGUUUUUGUUCCAAAGAAUCGUUUCUGCCUCAUUUUAGUGAAAUGUGUAAUUGGAAUGAUUUUGGAACAGUGAAUAAUCAAAUUAUUGGUUAUUGGCUUAGAUCUUGAUAAAUAUAAAUGUAAAUAAAAUGGUUUUCUUUUAUUUGUAUCAUGGAAAAUAAACUUUUUUGAGUUUGGAUAUGGUAACUAUGAAUUCUGAACAAUCGGCAUGUCGCCGAAAACAAAGUGAAAAUAGUAAUAUUGAAGGAACAGUUGAUCGAUAUAGAAAUAGAGAUAAUCAAAUAAAUCAAUGUAAUAAUCAAAAUGGCCAAGCAGUUGACAAAUCUCCAAUUAGUCCCACAUAUCACAUCACUGCCUCGUGUGCCGAAGAUACACCUAAUUAUCUUGUGUAUCAAAAAAUGGAAGCUAUUGUAGAAAAAAUGUCAGAUGAAAGUACAGGUGUUCCAGUAAAAACAGUAAAAAAUUUUAUGACAAAAACACCUUCUGUUUUUACUGGUACAGAUUUAAUAUCAUGGAUGAUGAAAACCAUGGCUAUAGAUGAUCAAGAGGCACUUCAUGUGGCACAUCUUAUGGCAUCUCAUGGAUAUUUCUUCCCUAUUGAUGACCACUGCCUUACCGUAAAAAAUGAUAAUACUUUCUAUAGAUUUCAAACACCAUAUUUUUGGCCAUCAAAUUGUUGGGAACCAGAAAAUACUGAUUAUGCUGUUUACUUAUGUAAACGCACAAUGCAAAACAAAACACGUUUAGAAUUAGCAGAUUAUGAGGCUGAAAAUUUAGCUAAAUUACAAAAAAUGUUUUCAAGAAAAUGGGAGUUUAUUUUUAUGCAAGCAGAAGCACAAAGCAAAGUUGAUAAAAAACGAGAUAAAUUAGAAAGAAAGGUAUUAGAUAGUCAAGAAAGAGCUUUUUGGGAUGUAUAUAGACCAAUGCCUGGAUGCGUUAAUACGACAGAAAUGGAUAUUAAAAAAGCAUGUCGUACUUAUAAACCUUUUCCAAAGUUAAGUAAACAUUUACAGUUAGAAAUGGCUAAUACUGAUAUUCCUUCUCAUUCAGAAUCAUAUACAGUAUCUUCAUUAGAAACAUUAAAUAAAGAGAUUGAAAUGUUAAAAGCUAGAUUAGAUAGAUCAAAUAUAAAAGUUUCAAAAGUUUCAGAGGCUCUGAUUGCAUAUUUUGAGCAGUAUAUAGAGUAUGAUCCUUUUUUCAUACAACCUGAAUUCACAAAUCCAUGGAUAUCAGAUAAUUCUGAAAUGUGGGAGCAAGAAAAAUUAGCUAAGGAAAUAUCAACAAGAAGAGUAAAAAGAUGGGGUUUUAGUCUUCAAGAAUUGUUACAAGAUCCUAUUGGUAGAGAACAAUUUAUACGUUUUCUGGACAAAGAAUUUAGUAGUGAAAAUCUAAAAUUUUGGGAAGCCGUACAAGAAUUGAAAACAUUACCUCAAAAAGAAGUUAAAAAUAAAGUGAACGAGAUUUGGAAUGAAUAUUUGGGUCCAGAUGCUAGUUGUCCAAUUAACGUUGAUUCUCAGUCUUAUGAGAUAACAAAGAAGCAUUUACAGAAACCUGAUCGAUGGUGUUUCGACAUUACAGCGGCGCACGUUUAUCAUCUGAUGAAAAGCGAUAGUUACUCAAGGUAUCUUCGAUCGGAAAUGUAUAAGGAUUUUCUCAGUGGCUCGAAGAAAAAGGUCAAUAUAUCAUUUAUGAAUUAUAUUUUGACAUAUUAAACUAUAUAAAUAGCACGUAACAUUUACAUAAUUAUUAAUAUAAUUACAAUUAUUAUAAUUGUCAUUGCUAUUAUUACUAUUAUUCUAUUAUUCCUAACAUCAUUAUUUUCAUUUAUAGAAAUAAGUAUGAAUAUAUUGUCAUCUUUACGAUUGCUAGUGAUUAUAUUGUUAUUAAUAUUAUUAGCAUUAUUAACAUCUUUAUUGUUUUUGUUUUUAUUCUUAUCAUUAUUACAAUCGUCGUCGUUGUCAUCAUUUUCA